AUGGCGAAGGGAGGCAAGAAGAAGGGCGGCGAUGACGGCGAGAGCGGCCCGAGUCUCGCGGCCAUCGUCGUCGACGAUUCCCCCGGCAAGGACGAGGGCAUCCGCACGAACAUCACGGCGCUGAUCGACAAUCUCAAGGGCACAGCCAAACCGUGCGUCCUCACCCGCGCGCGCGCGGCGCUCUACCUGUGGGAACACGCGUCCGGCGGCAAGAAGCAGACCGCCGAGCUCGCCACCGACGCCUUCGCCACCGCGUGCGUCAAAGCGAUGAACGCGGGCGAGGCCGACCCGGACGGCCCCGCCACGCGCGCCGUCGUCGCCGCGCUCGUCGCUCGCGUCGCGGCGGCGUCCGAGGAGUUCGCGGCGAUGCUGAUCCCCGCCGGCGCCAUCGACGCCCUGUGCGCGGUGUGCGUCAGACACUCGGAGGGGGGCGAGGCGUUCGAGACGGCGAGAUCCGUCGCGGCGGCGACGGAGACGAUGCGCGAACUCGCCAAAUCCACGACGCUACGACCCGGGCUGAGAACCGCGCUCGACGUCCGCGCGCUGGUAGAGACCGCGAGGUACGUCCCGAGACGAGUCGGAGCGAGCGCGGGGGCGGCGGGGGGCGAAGGCGCGAACGACGACGACGACGACGCGAGGAAGCGAUCGCGCGAGGAGGCGAGGAAGUUUGCGCUGACGACGAUGCACGCGUUGGCGGACCCGGAUAAGAACGACGACGCCGCGGACUUUCGCGCGCGUCUCCGCGAGGGCGACGGCGGUCAUCGCGACGGGCUCUCCGCGCUCGCCAGCUGUUUGGAGGCGCCGGACGCCGAGGUGGCCGUCGGUCUGAAAGAGCACGCGGCUCGGUGCGUCGCCGAUCUCGCCUUCGACGAAGGCCCUUGUCGAGACGAGUGCCUCGGCUCGGGGCCGCGUUGUCCGUCCCUGGGAAAGACCCUGCGCUCGAUCGUCGCGUCGCGUUCGACGCCGAGUCUGAAGCUGAAAGCCGCGGCGGCGUGCGCGAUGUGGCGGGCCACCGCGCCAAGCGGCGGCGGCGGCGAACAUGGCGCGUUCACGGCGGAGGACGCCGCGAGGACCAGCGGACGGAUCGGGUCGCUCGUGCACGCGAAGGGGGUGCUCGAGGGCUUGGUGCGGUUGCUGAGGAAGCCGACGAAGGAGGAGACGAAGCCGCCUCCGACGGCGGCGGAGGCGGCGGCGGCGGAGGAGGCGGCGCGAAAGAAGGCGGAGCUGGCGGAGUUUGAAAAAUUGGAGAGGGAAGCGUCGGCGAGUGACGGCGCCGAGCCCGAGCCCGAGGCUGGACCGGAUGCGGACGAGCGCACCGGCGAGGCUUCCGAGGGCGGCGCCCGCGGGGACGAGGAUAAAGACGACGAUGACGAGGACGAUGACGAGGACGAGGACGGGGACGGGGACGAUAAGGACGGCGGGGGCGGCGGCGACGGCGAGCCCCCCGACGACGGCGGCGGCGGCGACGGCGAGAAGAAGCCCGCCAAGAACAAGAAGCCCGCCAAGAAGAAGAAGGGCGGCAAGAGGGGCAAGAAGGGCAAGAAGAAGGGCCCGACGCCCGGUCUGCUCGACGGGUACGUCGCGUCAGUGCCCUUAAUUCGUAGGAUGUGCGUCGACGACGUCGAGACGAUUCGGCGGCUUCACACGCUCGGCGCGCACCUUCACCUCGCGAAGCUUCGCGGCCACGAGGACGUCAGGGUUCGUGCCGGCGCCGACGCGACGCUGAGGGCGAUGGGCGGUGAGCCCCUCGCGGCUGCGGAGAUGCGCGCGGCGGAGGGGGCGCCGGCGUGGCACGGGCGGCUGAACCUUCCGGGGGUGGCGUUUGGGGACUUGGAGUUGCCGGCGUCGGCGCGAGAGAAGCUGCACGCGUUGUUGCCGGGGGCACAGCUGGACUGA
This is a messenger RNA of Micromonas commoda, 1896 nucleotides long. RefSeq lists its product with no specific name. NCBI's taxonomy places the organism in Eukaryota, Viridiplantae, Chlorophyta, Mamiellophyceae, Mamiellales, Mamiellaceae. Bases 1 to 1896 code for a protein of 631 amino acids. The record is from RefSeq and is a predicted model, not a curated record. The transcript has 2 exons.